UUUGCCAUCGCCAUCGUAAUUUCGUAAAACGUGUGUUUGAGUGAGUUGUUGAACUACAAAGAGAAAGUGAAUAUUCUCUUCAAAUUUUCUUCCUAGAAAAAAAUGAGCGUGGAUCCUUAUGGGCCGGCGUCUCAAACCUUGACCUUCCUUGAUACAGACGAAGCGGAUUUUGGAGCCGAUACGCAAGGAAGUGCCUACGAAUUUACGGAUUUCACAGCGCCUUCUCAAACGCAGACUCAAUCUCAGGCGAGUCAACCAGUCGCUAACGAAACUUCGGUCAACGUUUCACCGUCAAAGGCAGAAGAAACUUUGAGCGAGAAGUUGAAAAACGGUGAAGAUGAAAGCGCUGUUGACAAGGAAACCGUUGGCAAUGUGACGAAGACUUUGGGCGAGUUGAACUUUGAAGAAGAAGACGACGAAGCGUAUUAUACAAAAGAUUUACCUCCCCAUGCAUGCAGAUAUUGUGGCAUCCAUGAUCCAGCUUCUGUAGUGAUGUGUAAUCAAACGAAGAAAUGGUUUUGCAAUAGUCGUGGAAAUACAUCAGGAAGUCAUAUCAUAAACCAUCUCGUGAGAGCCAAGCAUAAGGAGGUUACAUUACAUAAAGAUGGUCCUCUUGGUGAAACAGUUUUGGAAUGCUACAAUUGUGGAUCAAAGAAUGUUUUCCUCUUGGGAUUUAUACCUGCCAAAGCUGAUUCAGUGGUGGUGUUGCUUUGUCGGCAACCUUGUGCCACACAAAGUAGUUUGAAAGAUAUGAACUGGGAUCCAAGUCAGUGGCAACCGUUAAUUAACGACCGAUGUUUCCUCCCAUGGUUGGUGAAAAUUCCUUCCGAAGAAGAUCAGAUGCGUGCCAGACAAAUCAAUGCUCAACAGAUCAACAAACUCGAAGAAUUGUGGAAGAACAAUCCCGAUGCGUUGUUGGAGGAUUUAGAAAAGCCUGGGGUUGACGAUGAACCACAACCAGUAAUGUUGCGGUACGAGGAUGCUUAUCAAUAUCAGAACAUUUUUGGGCCGCUGGUCAAACUUGAAGCUGAUUAUGACAAAAGACUAAAGGAAUCUCAGACUCAAGACAACAUCGUUAUUCGCUGGGACAUCGGUUUGAACAAGAAACGUAUAGCUUAUUUCAGCUUUCCAAAAGCAAACGAUGACAUACGAUUGAUGGCGGGUGACGAGCUUCGUGUUCGUUACAUUGGUGAACUGCACAAACCAUGGCAAGGCGUUGGACAUGUGAUUAAAGUGCCUAAUAAUUAUGGUGAUGAAGUUGGCAUCGAAUUGCGCAGUAAUCUCGGCGCUCCUAUUGAAUGCACACAUAACUUCUGCGUUGAUUUUGUUUGGAAAUCCACUUCGUUUGAUCGCAUGCAAGCUGCGAUGAAAACGUUUGCAGUCGAUGAGACGUCGGUCAGCGGUUAUAUUUAUCACAAAUUACUUGGUCACGACAUGGAGGAACAAAUAGUGAAGUGCACGCUCCCGAAAAGAUUCUCGGCGCCGGGACUUCCCGAGCUCAAUCAUUCUCAAGUUUAUGCUGUCAAAACCGUACUACAGCGGCCGCUAAGUCUAAUUCAGGGACCACCGGGUACUGGAAAGACCGUAACAUCUGCAUCUGUUGUUUACCAUCUUGUGAGACAAAAUAUGGGGCAGGUGUUGGUUUGCGCACCAAGUAAUAUUGCUGUGGAUCAGUUGACCGAGAAGAUUCAUAAAACUGGGUUAAAGGUUGUACGUCUUUGCGCCAAAAGCCGGGAGGCCAUUGAUUCCCCCGUUGCGUUCCUUGCAUUGCAUAACCAGGUUCGCAACAUGGAAAGCGUGCCGGAAUUACAGAAACUUCAGCAACUGAAAGAUGAACAAGGAGAACUUUCGUCUUCAGAUGAAAAGCGUUACAAAACGUUGAAGAGAAAUUGCGAGCGAGAGUUACUUCAAAAUGCGGACGUUAUCUGUACAACAUGUGUUGGUGCUGGUGACCCUAGACUCUCAAAGUUCCGCUUUAGAUCCGUUCUCAUUGAUGAGUCGACCCAGGCUACAGAACCUGAGUGUAUGAUUCCAGUCGUUGUUGGGUGUAAACAGCUCGUUCUCGUUGGUGAUCAUUGUCAAUUGGGUCCUGUUGUGAUGUGUAAAAAAGCGGCAAAUGCAGGCUUAUCGCAAUCGUUAUUCGAGCGUCUUGUUGUUCUUGGUAUACGACCUAUCCGUCUUCAAGUACAGUACCGUAUGCAUCCUGCGUUGAGCGAGUUUCCAUCCAAUCUUUUUUACGACGGGACACUACAGAAUGGUGUUACAGUUGCGGAGCGAAUGCAACCAGGAAUGGACUUUCCUUGGCCUGUCCCUGAGAAACCAAUGUUCUUUUAUGCUACGACUGGGCAAGAAGAAAUAGGAUCAUCGGGAACAUCAUUCCUUAACAGAACGGAAGCUGCAGCCGUUGAAAAGAUUGCCACGCGAUUCCUGCGUGCAGGUGUUAAACCUGGUCAAAUAGGGGUGAUAACACCGUAUGAGGGACAACGGGCCUACAUCGUGCAGUAUAUGCAGUACAGUGGAUCGAUGCACGUGAAUCUGUACCAGGAUAUUGAGGUAGCGAGUGUGGAUGCAUUCCAAGGCCGAGAGAAAGAUUACAUUAUACUUUCUUGUGUCAGGUCCAACGAGCAUCAGGGUAUUGGGUUUCUGCAAGAUCCCCGUCGUCUCAACGUAGCAUUGACACGUGCGAAAUAUGGAACGUUGAUUGUUGGAAAUCCUAAAGUACUGUCACGGCAAGAACUUUGGAAUCAUUUGCUAAACUAUUACAAGGAGAAUAAAGUUUUGGUCGAAGGUCCAUUAAACAACAUGAAAGAAAGUAUGAUUCAGUUUAGUAAACCAAGAAAACUGGUGAACAAAACUAACCCGGGUGGCCGGUACAUGAGCUCCACUAUGUUUGAUGCUCGCGAGGCUCUUAUGCCCGGUCGGGUUAUUGGCCACGGAUUUCCCCCGCAAAUGGAUCCAACGGCAACCUAUCAGGAUGCGUAUUACCGGACACAUGAUCGCAUGGGUUAUAUUGGAGCUGAAAGGACAGUUGCUGCAGCUGUGGGUAACAUUCCUAUUCCAGUUGGGAUGUUUAUCCCCCCGAUGCCCCCACAACCCCCUCAUAACUAUUACAAUCAAGCUGCAAUGCAAGGUCGUCCAAUGGCAGGUGUAAGACAACAACAUGUCCCAAAUCAGUAUCGUAGCAACCGUAGUCAAGGUUCUGGCAAUCGUCAUCAAUCUAAUCACACGCCUUAUGCUGCCCAUAUGAACACCAGUCAGGCUAGUCAGGAUGCUUCACAACCACUGUCCCAAGGGCCAUUGACUCAAGGUGGUAUGUCAAUGAGUCAACCAAUGGCGUCACAACCACUCUCACAACCGGAGUUGUCUCAGGACAGUUAUUUGGCUGAAGAUUAUCAUUUAAAAUCCCAAGGCGAUGCCGUGCUGUCUCAGGAUUCUACGUAUCAGGGCGACCAGGGUUAUAUGAAUUCCCUGCCUGAUUUCAGCCAACCGAACUACGCCUCUCAGUACUAAUUGCCUGAUUGCAGGCACGCGGGAGCACUCCCGCGGGCAUCAGGUCAGGGCUCCCACGCCCCACCUGGUGGGAAGAGGUAGGUUUGUGGAGAUGGAAGAUAAUGGAAAAGUUGUCCCCCUCUUGGUUUGGAGGUUAAAGUUUGAGUUCUUUCGUUGAGAAAAGAAGUUGUUGCAGGUUUCUAUUUUUUUUCAAAUUCCUUUUAAUGGCUAAAUAGUAUGUACUAAUAACUUUAGGCAGUAGCUUUAUGAGCUUGCGCAUGUAGAACUUGGUAAAUUUCAGGUUGUUCUCUAUUUUUCUCGAUGACGAUAAAAUACGGAGAAUUCACAUGAUAUUUAACAGGUUUUCACGUGUUGUAAAGAAUCGUUGUGCAAACUUUUAUAGCUAUAAAGAUUUGUUGUGAUUUUGUUUUCAUGUGUAAGUUUCUUACGUUAAGUGGCGGCGUGCGACGAAUCAUUGGUGAAUUUUCUUGGGUUUUUCAAAGUAAUUGCUAUUAGAAUUCACCAUGAUGCUCGUUGACAUGUGAAAACUCUUUGACGAGAUGUUUAUUAGCAUCGUAACUAAUGGACAACCGGAGUUCAUCGAUCGAGACUGAGCAAUAGAACUAUAAUGUGCAUUUUGGUAAAGAUUUGUUUAAAAGAAAAUUAUCCCCACGGGUAAUCCGACAUGUUUGAUGCUUUUAUUUUUUUCUUUUAAUCUGCUAUUUUAUACCAGAGAGUUUUUUAUGUCCAUGACAAGGAUAUCCUAGUGCGUCAUGUAACUUGUGUGGAAGAAUCCUGAAAUAUUUCAAUGUUAUGUUUUUUUGUUCGCUUAAAAGUUAUUUUGAAAGCUUGAACAUGGCGUUUGGAGCUAGUCUCGAUCGUGCAUAUCACAAUAAAGUUACUUGAUCUAGUUGCACAAGACUUGUAUUAAUGCUAUUUAAAGUAACUGUAUUAAUAAAAAUGUAAACAAUGCAUUCAAUUUUUUGAUUGAAACAUUAAAGUUGCAUCUCGAUUAA
Molecule: messenger RNA, 4505 nt
Organism: Xenia sp. Carnegie-2017
Lineage: Eukaryota; Metazoa; Cnidaria; Anthozoa; Malacalcyonacea; Xeniidae
Product: regulator of nonsense transcripts 1-like
Exons: 28
Coding region: 103-3510 (1135 amino acids)
Biological process (GO): nuclear-transcribed mRNA catabolic process, nonsense-mediated decay
Cellular component (GO): cytoplasm
Molecular function (GO): hydrolase activity; zinc ion binding; RNA helicase activity
Source: RefSeq, a predicted model, not a curated record